AGACUACGGAAGAAGCUCUACGGCCUCAUGCGUCGUGAGAAGGAGAACUUCUCGGAGACUGUCCUGGUGGCCCGAUCGAUGCAAGAAGAUCUUUCAAGCUACCUCCACAACCUUACUCACCAGGCGUGGAGAAGGAGGAAGACACACAAACAUUCAACUCGGUCAACUCGGUCAACUUCAAAUUUGCAGCAGACGUCUGCCGAUAUUGCAGCUGGGCCGGACGAGGCUUCGUCGACUUUCCCGGAGUAUGCGACGGAGCUGAAGACGAACUCCGCCCUGCGAAAGCGACUUGCAGAGUUGGAGAGCUUCUUCAGC
Molecule: messenger RNA, 315 nt
Organism: Symbiodinium pilosum
Lineage: Eukaryota; Dinophyceae; Suessiales; Symbiodiniaceae
Source: the annotation of a GenBank genome assembly